AGUAGUGCAAUUUUUUUUUAGGAAUUAUCUAAAAUAUGGGAAACACUGGGAAACAUGAGAAGUCAUCAGAUAUGGUUGUUGCGAUGUUGAUGAUAUUGUUGCUGUUGGGGAUCUGUAUAGCGCAAACUUCAGCAUCUCACUAUACGGACUUUCAGAAGUGUUGGAAUGAGUGUAUGAGCGUUUGUAGUGCGAUGUAUCCAGGUGUUGUAGCUGGAGCAAUAUGUCCUGUGAAAUGUGCGAAACGUUGUCUCGACGAUAUCCAUGCUCCAGAUGAUCAUACUGGAGUUCGAUUGAGUUAUUACUGCAAACUCGGCUGUGCAUCUCAAAACUGCGUCAAUAUUAGCACUCCGCAAGAACCUCGUGGAGAGGAAGUCGAACAAUGCGUUAACUCUUGCUCUGAUGAGUGCGCCAAGCAAUUUUAAAUUAGAGAGCUGUUUUAUGUAACUUUGGAAACCAUGAUGUGAUUGGAUUUAAAAAGCUAGCUAGCAAAAUAAAUGAUAGGAUCACUCCUUGCAAAAUGAUUCAGAUGUUGCGAAUUGAAUGAUC
Molecule: messenger RNA, 546 nt
Organism: Papaver somniferum (opium poppy)
Lineage: Eukaryota; Viridiplantae; Streptophyta; Magnoliopsida; Ranunculales; Papaveraceae
Product: thionin-like protein 2
Exons: 2
Coding region: 36-422 (128 amino acids)
Source: RefSeq, a predicted model, not a curated record